Messenger RNA from Onychomys torridus (southern grasshopper mouse), 5908 nucleotides. It is a transcript of the gene Kif5b, whose product is annotated as kinesin family member 5B. The record is from RefSeq and is a predicted model, not a curated record. The transcript has 26 exons. NCBI's taxonomy places the organism in Eukaryota, Metazoa, Chordata, Mammalia, Rodentia, Cricetidae. Gene Ontology annotation, molecular function: microtubule motor activity; microtubule binding; ATP binding. Bases 445 to 3336 code for a protein of 963 amino acids. Gene Ontology annotation, biological process: microtubule-based movement.
CGCCCAGCCCGCCCAACCCGCCGCCGGUCUGGGGUCUGUGGCCUUUGGAGGGUUCGAGCGUCAGCUGGCCGGGAAGCCGGCGAGCUGCCGCGAUAGGCUAGUGGGCCGAGCCGUAGGCCCGGCUGCCCCUCCCGGGGAGAGAGGAAGGAGCUGCUCUCCAGUCCCCGCAGCCUGCGGAGGCCGGUGAGGGAGGCCGAGGAGCACGGAGACGCUGCGGGCGCCGCCGCCAAUGGCCGCCAUGAUGGAGCGGAAGUGAGCUCCGGGCGCGGGCUGCCGGCGAGAGCGCUUCGGUCUCGCUGCCCGGCGCUGCCCGGGGCCCCCGCGCGGCUCUGCGGAGCCCGGCCCUCCCGGCUCUCGCGACCCCUGCCCCUCGGCUCCCGCCGCUUACCCCGAGACUGAGCGGCGGGGAGUGGCUCCCGGCCUGCGGCCCCGGCUGCCAGAAAGAUGGCGGACCCGGCGGAGUGCAACAUCAAAGUGAUGUGUCGCUUCAGACCUCUCAACGAGUCCGAGGUGAACCGCGGCGACAAGUAUGUCGCUAAGUUCCAGGGGGAAGACACGGUGAUGAUCGCGUCCAAACCUUACGCAUUUGAUCGUGUGUUCCAGUCAAGCACAUCUCAAGAGCAAGUGUACAAUGAUUGUGCAAAAAAAAUUGUUAAAGAUGUUCUUGAGGGCUACAAUGGAACAAUAUUUGCAUAUGGGCAGACAUCAUCUGGGAAGACACACACAAUGGAGGGUAAACUACAUGAUCCAGAAGGCAUGGGUAUUAUUCCAAGAAUAGUGCAAGAUAUUUUUAAUUAUAUUUACUCGAUGGAUGAAAAUUUGGAAUUUCAUAUUAAGGUUUCAUAUUUUGAAAUAUAUUUGGAUAAGAUAAGGGACCUGUUAGAUGUUUCAAAGACCAACCUUUCAGUCCAUGAAGACAAAAACCGUGUUCCUUAUGUAAAGGGGUGCACAGAACGUUUUGUAUGUAGUCCAGAUGAAGUUAUGGAUACCAUAGAUGAAGGGAAAUCCAACAGACACGUAGCAGUUACAAAUAUGAAUGAACAUAGCUCUAGGAGUCACAGCAUAUUUCUUAUUAAUGUGAAACAAGAGAAUACGCAAACGGAACAGAAACUGAGCGGAAAGCUUUAUCUGGUUGAUUUAGCGGGCAGUGAAAAGGUUAGUAAAACUGGAGCUGAAGGUGCUGUGCUGGAUGAAGCUAAGAACAUCAACAAGUCACUUUCUGCACUUGGCAAUGUCAUUUCUGCUUUAGCAGAGGGCAGUACCUAUGUUCCAUAUCGAGAUAGUAAAAUGACCAGAAUUCUUCAAGAUUCAUUAGGUGGCAACUGUAGGACCACCAUUGUCAUCUGUUGCUCUCCGUCGUCAUACAAUGAGUCGGAAACAAAAUCAACACUCCUCUUUGGUCAAAGGGCCAAAACAAUUAAGAACACAGUCUGUGUCAAUGUAGAGUUAACUGCAGAGCAGUGGAAAAAGAAGUAUGAAAAAGAAAAAGAAAAAAAUAAGACUCUACGAAACACCAUUCAGUGGCUUGAAAAUGAACUCAACCGAUGGCGUAAUGGGGAGACAGUGCCUGUCGAUGAGCAGUUUGACAAAGAGAAGGCCAAUUUGGAGGCUUUCACAGCAGAUAAAGAUAUUACCAUCACCAAUGACAAACCAGCAGCUGCAGUUGGAGUGGCUGGCAGUUUUACAGAUGCUGAAAGAAGGAAGUGUGAAGAAGAGAUCGCUAAACUGUAUAAACAACUUGAUGACAAGGAUGAAGAGAUUAACCAACAAAGCCAACUAGUGGAGAAAUUGAAGACACAAAUGUUGGAUCAGGAAGAGCUUCUGGCCUCAACCAGAAGGGAUCAAGAUAAUAUGCAAGCUGAACUGAAUCGCCUCCAGGCAGAAAAUGACGCCUCUAAAGAAGAAGUCAAAGAAGUUUUACAAGCCUUAGAAGAACUGGCUGUUAACUAUGACCAGAAGUCUCAGGAAGUUGAAGACAAAACCAAGGAAUAUGAAUUGCUUAGUGAUGAAUUAAAUCAAAAAUCUGCAACUUUAGCAAGUAUUGAUGCUGAGCUUCAGAAACUGAAGGAAAUGACCAACCACCAGAAGAAACGAGCAGCUGAAAUGAUGGCAUCAUUGCUAAAAGACCUUGCAGAAAUAGGAAUUGCUGUAGGAAAUAAUGAUGUGAAGCAACCGGAGGGCACUGGUAUGAUAGACGAAGAGUUCACCGUUGCAAGGCUCUACAUUAGCAAAAUGAAAUCGGAAGUAAAAACCAUGGUGAAACGCUGCAAACAGCUGGAAAGCACGCAGACUGAGAGCAACAAAAAGAUGGAAGAAAAUGAGAAGGAGCUAGCAGCAUGCCAGCUCCGCAUCUCCCAACACGAAGCCAAAAUCAAGUCACUGACCGAAUACCUUCAAAAUGUAGAGCAGAAGAAGAGACAGCUAGAGGAGUCUGUUGACUCUCUUGGGGAGGAGCUGGUCCAACUUCGAGCACAAGAGAAAGUCCAUGAAAUGGAAAAAGAGCACUUGAACAAGGUUCAGACUGCAAAUGAAGUGAAGCAAGCCGUUGAACAGCAGAUCCAGAGUCACAGAGAAACUCACCAAAAACAAAUCAGUAGUUUGAGAGAUGAAGUUGAGGCAAAGGAAAAACUAAUCACCGAUCUCCAAGACCAAAACCAGAAGAUGGUGUUGGAGCAGGAACGCCUAAGAGUGGAGCAUGAGAGGCUGAAAGCUACGGACCAGGAGAAGAGCCGGAAGCUGCAUGAGCUCACGGUUAUGCAAGACAGACGGGAGCAAGCAAGGCAAGACUUGAAGGGUUUGGAGGAGACAGUGGCCAAAGAACUUCAGACUUUGCACAACCUGCGGAAGCUCUUUGUUCAGGACCUGGCUACCCGGGUGAAAAAGAGUGCCGAGGUUGACUCUGACGACACUGGAGGCAGUGCUGCCCAGAAGCAGAAGAUCUCCUUCCUAGAGAACAAUCUGGAGCAGCUCACCAAAGUGCACAAGCAGUUAGUGCGUGAUAAUGCAGAUCUUCGCUGCGAACUUCCUAAGUUAGAAAAGCGACUCAGAGCUACUGCUGAGAGAGUAAAAGCUUUGGAGUCAGCCCUGAAAGAAGCCAAAGAAAAUGCAUCUCGUGACCGCAAACGCUAUCAGCAAGAAGUAGAUCGGAUAAAGGAAGCAGUCCGGUCAAAGAAUAUGGCCAGAAGGGGGCACUCUGCACAGAUUGCAAAGCCCAUCCGUCCUGGACAGCACCCAGCAGCCUCUCCAACUCACCCUGCUGCAGUUCGUGGAGGAGGCACAGUUGUUCAGAACAACCAGCCAGUGGCACUUCGAGGUGGCGGAGGCAAGCAGGCGUAAUCCUUGACACAUCGCAGGUAUUGAAAAGUAAUUGAAGUUUGAAGAGGACAUAAAAUCAAAAGAGUCUUUCAAUAACUCUAACCUCUACCCCCUUGGGAUUGUAGACAUUUGAUUUUUUACUGUGUAAAUUAUUCCUAACCUGUACAGCUGUUUCCUAUCUACUCUUGUAAACUCUGCUGCUUCCCAACACUAGAGUGCAAUGUUGAUGUCCUAGAAGGGAAUGACAGUUACAGCUGCGGCCUAUUUAUUACGGUUUGUCUUUGGUGUCUGCGCUGUGCCCAGUAACUACAUGACAGGACUGUGUUCCUUUCAAUGCCUUUCUGUGUCUUUAAUCUUGUUUACAUUACCUAGCUGCUAUUGCUGUUCAUUUUUCUUUUCCUACUAAAUGUCUUCUUUUUUUUUUUUUUUUAAAGGAAAUAUGGACUAUUUAGAUUAAAUGUCUUAAACUUUACCACUUACAAGACUACAUGCCACAAAAUAGAUCAGUGAGUACUGUAUUUCAGAAAUCCCUUGAGCAGGGUGUAGUGGCAUACGUAUUUAAUCCCAGGCAGAGGCAGGUGGAUAUCAUCCAGUUUGAGACUGGCCUGAUCUAUCUAGUACGUUCCAGGAGAGACCCUGUCUCAAAAAACAAAGAAAAAAAAUUAAUAAAUUUAAAAAUAAAUAUCCCUUGAAAUGAAAUCAGAGUUUAUGUCUCUGGAGUCUCUGAAGCUGGCCUCUGAAAACACUGAACACUGAGACCUCGGAUUGUCUAGUCAGGAGCUCAAGACUGAGCAGGCUGCUUGACUGUUAGCUCAUGAGAUUCCUGUUGCAUCUUACUUUAAAUAGAAACAUUUUACAUAUCAAAAGCAAGUCUCAUUUUAAGGAUGAGUUUGGAAAUGGUUGUGUAUUUCUACUUCUGCACUCAACAUAGCUUAAUGGGACAGUAGUGCCCUGCUUCAUUCUGUUAUACCUGCCUGCUAGAGCAAGAAUUGACAGAUGCUAAUGCCAUCUUUAAUAUUAGGAAAUAUUAUGGAUUAAGACAUUAGAGAAUUAAACAAUUUUAAAUUGUUAAAUAAUUGCAUUGACUUAUAAAUUCAUAGCCUUUGAAAAUUGAGAAAAAUUGUGAAUAGGACAGAUAAACCAUAAACUUAAAAAUACAUGGUUAAUUCUGCUCUGAAAUCUUGAAGGUGGUUUUCACCUGCUACACUAAGUCAUACACUAUAAUUUGUUUGGUUAGAAAUAAUAACUUGUUUGCAAGUCACUAAUAAUCCUCAGAAAAGUUAGAUUGUUGGCCAUAGUGCAUAAUUUUGUAAUUAAAACUGUGUGUACCUAUUUUUGCCACUCAUUUUUCAGAUGAUUAAAUUCAAAUCAGGUUUAUUUUAAGGAACUAUAAAAGUAACAGGGAAAGAUUUCAACAUCUGCUUCCUUAGUGCUGGGGUAACUGCAACCCUGUUAGCAGAAAUCCACAGGAAAUGGGGUGUCUGAGGUUAUUCGGUUGAUAGAGGAGCUUUGGAAGUUCUGUGUUAGAAUCUGGCUGUCAGAAUCUUUGAAAAGUUUUAUAUACAGAUAUUUGUAUUAUUAAAUUUGGAGCCAUAGUCAGGAGACUCAGAUCAUAAUUGGCUUAUUUUUCUAUUUCCUUAACUAUUGUAAUUUCCACUUUUAUAAUAAUUUUGAUUUGAAAAAUAAACUUAUUUAUUUUUUUAACAGUCAAAAUCUUUGCUGUUGUAGUCUGCAGCCUUUAAUGAUUGUGUUGCUUUUAUGAUUGAAAGAAACACUCCACAAUUGAAGUGAAACCUUGAUGCAGCAAGGUGUGUAAGUCGUGGUUAAGUAAGAUGCACGGCUCCUGUGGUCAUCACUGUCUCUGUGAGAGACAUCUGGCUGCAUUCAUAAGGACGUUCUUUCCAAGUGAAAAUUUGCUGCUUUCGCACUUUUCAUAAUGGAAAAAAAAACCUCUUUUGUCUGAAUACAGUAGUUUUAAAAUGUAUCAUGGGUAUUGGUGCUGUGUAACACAAUGAAUUGUAACUAGCAUGUUGUUAAGAAAACACAUUGUUAGGUUUUUUUAAAUUUUAAUGUUUCUUUUCUAUUUAUAAUUUCAAACUUUCAUAAAGUAUACUAAGAAUUUCAUAAAUUUCUUUUCAGUGAACUGAACUGCUCUUUUUUGCUAUGAUAGGUCAUUAAAUAUAGCAUUCACUUGAAAUGGACAUUUUUUUAUCAUCUAGAAUAUUGAAAGUAUUUUAAUUUGCAGUGUCUUUUUUUGUGACUGGAUAUAUUAGUGUCCUUCUGAGUGGUAUUGGUAAUUGGUUCAGAAAAGAAACUCAGUGAACUAAGAGUAGUAUUUAUUCAUGGUGAUCAAUUAAAUUAUUUGCCUAACUUAAGGAAACUAACUGCUAUGCAUAACUGAAUUUAUGUGCAACUCUCAGUUUGACUGGAGGUAACAGAAGAGAGUCUGAGUCUACCUGUGGAGUAUGCUGGCUUAGUGUCAGUGCUUAGAGUUCAUUCACGCAGAAAUGGUUUGGGAAGACACCAUAGAAUUUUAAGUUACCCUGCAUGCUGUAAAUGAAUUUAAAUAAAGGAAAAUCUUUUUGAAAUGUAA